Messenger RNA from Prionailurus viverrinus (fishing cat), 8835 nucleotides. It is a transcript of the gene DNMT3A, whose product is annotated as DNA methyltransferase 3 alpha. The record is from RefSeq and is a predicted model, not a curated record. The coding region runs from base 386 to 3187 and encodes 933 amino acids. Gene Ontology annotation, molecular function: DNA (cytosine-5-)-methyltransferase activity. Lineage: Eukaryota; Metazoa; Chordata; Mammalia; Carnivora; Felidae. Gene Ontology annotation, cellular component: nucleus; cytoplasm. Gene Ontology annotation, biological process: negative regulation of DNA-templated transcription. The transcript has 23 exons.
CAGACGUGAAUGAAGAAAAGGGAGGAGGCAGGAGGCAGUUAGAAGUCCCAGAAGUGGCGCCCACUGCGCCCCAGCAACGCGGAGGCCCCGGGGAGACUGUUGCCGCCUCGCAGGCAGGAGGUGGCCCUGGGGGAAGCCAGGCAGUACCCUGCCAGCUGAGUCGGCCUCGGUUUCCCCUACUCUCUGGGGUGCUAGUUUGGCCGGAGCUGCUGGUGGAGCCACUGGAAGCCCACACCGCAGGCAGCAGGAGUCUCCCUCAGCACCGGGAUCUAUGUCUAAGUUCUAACUCUUGCUUACAAAGACCACGAUAAUUCCUUCCCCAAAGCCCAGCAGCCCCCCAGCCCCGCGCAGCCCCAGCCUGCCUCCCACCGCCCAGCUGCCCGCAAUGCCCUCCAGCGGCCCCGGGGACACCAGCAGCUCCGCUCCGGAGCGGGAGGAGGACCGCAAGGAGGGAGAGGAGCCGGAGGAGGCUCGUGGCAAGGAGGAGCGGCAGGAGCCCAGCACAACCGCACGGAAGGUGGGGCGGCCUGGGCGGAAGCGCAAGCACCCCCUGGUGGAAAGCAGUGACACGCCGAAGGACUCCGCAGUGACCUCCAAGUCCCCGUCCAUGGCCCAGGACUCAGGCCCCUCAGAGCUGUUACCCAAUGGGGACUUGGAGAAGCGGAGUGAUCCCCAGCCUGAGGAGGGGAGCCCCGCUGGAGGGCAGAAGGGCGGAGCCCCAGCAGAGGGAGAGGGUGCGGCUGAGACCCCGCCCGAAGCCUCCAGAGCUGUGGAGAAUGGCUGCUGCACCCCCAAGGAUGGCCGAGGAGCCCCCGCAGAAGAGAGCAAAGAACAGAAGGAGACCAACAUCGAAUCCAUGAAAAUGGAGGGCUCCCGGGGCCGGCUGCGGGGUGGCUUGGGCUGGGAGUCCAGCCUCCGCCAGCGGCCCAUGCCGCGGCUCACCUUCCAGGCGGGGGACCCCUACUACAUCAGCAAGCGCAAGCGGGACGAGUGGCUGGCACGCUGGAAAAGGGAGGCUGAGAAGAAAGCCAAGGUGAUUGCAGUAAUGAACGCUGUGGAAGAAAACCAGGGGUCUGGCGAGUCUCAGAAGGUGGAGGAGGCCAGCCCUCCCGCGGUGCAGCAGCCCACUGACCCUGCGUCCCCCACUGUGGCCACCACACCUGAGCCUGUGGGAGCCGACGCCGGGGAUAAGAACGCCACCAAAGCGGCCGAUGAUGAGCCAGAGUACGAGGACGGCCGGGGCUUUGGCAUUGGGGAGCUGGUGUGGGGGAAACUUCGGGGCUUCUCCUGGUGGCCAGGCCGCAUUGUGUCUUGGUGGAUGACGGGCCGGAGCCGAGCAGCUGAAGGCACCCGCUGGGUCAUGUGGUUCGGAGACGGCAAGUUCUCGGUGGUGUGUGUUGAGAAGCUGAUGCCCCUGAGCUCGUUCUGCAGUGCUUUCCACCAGGCAACCUACAACAAGCAGCCCAUGUACCGCAAAGCCAUCUACGAGGUCCUGCAGCUCUUGCCUCAGGCCACCUUUGCUGUCCUCCAGCCUGUCCUGACGCUCUCCCCAACAAGUGUUGCCCUCCAGGUGGCCAGUAGCCGUGCGGGGAAGCUGUUCCCAGCGUGCCACGACAGCGAUGAGAGCGACACUGCCAAGGCCGUGGAGGUGCAGAACAAACAGAUGAUCGAAUGGGCUCUCGGAGGGUUCCAGCCCUCCGGCCCCAAGGGCCUGGAGCCACCCGAAGAGGAGAAGAACCCCUACAAAGAAGUUUACACAGACAUGUGGGUCGAGCCUGAGGCAGCUGCCUAUGCACCACCCCCACCAGCCAAAAAGCCCCGAAAGAGCACAACUGAGAAGCCCAAGGUCAAGGAGAUCAUUGACGAACGCACAAGAGAGCGGCUGGUGUACGAGGUGCGGCAGAAGUGCCGGAACAUCGAGGACAUUUGCAUCUCUUGUGGGAGCCUCAACGUCACCCUGGAACACCCUCUCUUCGUUGGAGGAAUGUGCCAAAACUGUAAGAACUGCUUUCUGGAGUGCGCCUACCAGUACGAUGAUGACGGCUAUCAGUCCUACUGCACCAUAUGUUGUGGGGGACGCGAGGUGCUCAUGUGUGGGAACAACAACUGUUGCAGGUGCUUUUGUGUGGAGUGUGUGGAUCUGUUGGUGGGGCCGGGGGCCGCCCAGGCGGCCAUCAAGGAGGACCCCUGGAACUGCUACAUGUGCGGGCACAAGGGCACCUACGGGCUGCUGCGGCGGCGGGACGACUGGCCCUCGCGGCUGCAGAUGUUCUUUGCCAAUAACCACGACCAGGAGUUUGACCCUCCGAAGGUUUACCCACCUGUCCCAGCCGAGAAGAGGAAGCCCAUCCGGGUGCUGUCUCUAUUCGACGGAAUUGCUACAGGGCUUCUGGUGCUGAAGGACUUGGGCAUUCAGGUGGACCGCUACAUCGCUUCCGAGGUGUGUGAGGACUCCAUCACAGUGGGCAUGGUGCGGCACCAGGGGAAGAUCAUGUACGUCGGGGACGUCCGCAGCGUCACACAGAAGCAUAUCCAGGAAUGGGGCCCGUUCGAUCUGGUGAUUGGGGGCAGUCCUUGCAAUGAUCUCUCCAUCGUCAACCCUGCCCGUAAAGGACUCUACGAGGGCACUGGCCGGCUCUUCUUUGAGUUCUACCGCCUCCUGCAUGAUGCGCGGCCCAAGGAGGGAGAUGAUCGCCCCUUCUUCUGGCUCUUUGAGAAUGUGGUGGCCAUGGGCGUUAGUGACAAGAGGGACAUCUCGCGAUUUCUCGAGUCCAACCCUGUGAUGAUUGAUGCCAAAGAAGUGUCAGCUGCACACAGGGCCCGCUACUUCUGGGGGAACCUUCCUGGUAUGAACAGGCCGUUGGCAUCCACUGUGAAUGAUAAGCUGGAGCUGCAGGAGUGUCUGGAGCACGGCAGAAUAGCCAAGUUCAGCAAAGUGAGGACCAUUACUACUAGGUCGAACUCCAUAAAGCAGGGCAAAGACCAGCAUUUCCCCGUCUUCAUGAACGAGAAAGAGGACAUCUUAUGGUGCACUGAAAUGGAAAGGGUGUUUGGCUUCCCUGUCCACUAUACCGACGUCUCCAACAUGAGCCGCUUGGCGAGGCAGAGACUGCUGGGCCGGUCAUGGAGUGUGCCCGUCAUCCGCCACCUCUUCGCUCCGCUGAAGGAAUAUUUUGCUUGUGUGUAAGGGACAUGAGGGCAAACCGAGGUAGUGACACAAAGUCAAACAAACAAACAAAAAACACAAAACACAACAAAACACCAACAACAUGAGGAUGGAGAGAAGUAUCAGCACCCAGAAGAGAAAAAGGAAUUUAAAACAAAAACCACAGAGGCGGAAAUACCGGAGGGCUUUGCCUUUUGCAAAAAGGGUUGGACAUCAUCUCCUGAUUUUUCAAUGUUAAUCUUCAGUCCUAUUUAAAAACAAAACCAAGCUCCCCUCCCCCCCCCCCUUUUUUUUUUUGGUCAAACCUUUUGUUUUCUACUCUUUUCAGAGGGGUUUUCUGUUUGUUUGGGUUUUUGUUUCUUGCUGUGACUGAAACAAGAAGGUUUAUUGCAGCAAAAAUCAGUAACAAGACAUAGUAACGAUACCUUGCAGAGGAAGGAUGGGAGAGAAGGAAGAAAGGAAAUUCUAUAGAAAUCUAUAUAUUGGAUUUUUUUUUUUUUUUUUUUUUUUUUUUUUUUUUUUUUUUUUUUACUAUAUAUCUUUUUUUGUUGUUGUCUCUAGCCUGAUCAGAUAGGAGCACAAGCAGGGGACAGAAAACAGUGACACUCAGCGGCAGAAUUCCCUCCCAGCCACUGAGCUGUCUUGCCAGCACCAUUCCUGGUCAUGCAAAACAGAACCCAACUAGCAGCAGGGAGACAGAACACACAAGACCCUUUUAUACAGUAUUUCAGGUGCCUACCACACAGGAAACCUUGAAGAAAAUCAGUUUCUAGAAGCCGCUGUUACCUCUUGUUUACAGUUUAUAUAUAUAUGAUAGAUAUGAGAUAUAUAUAUAAAAGGUACUGUUAACUACUGUACAACCUGACUUCAUAAUGGUGCUUUAAAACAGCGAGAUGAGUAAAAACAUCAGCUUCCACAUUGCCUUAUGUGCAAAGGGUUUUAACCGAGGAUGGAGGAGGGAGGCAGCUUGAAGGUGAAUCGUUAACCAUGGCGGGCUUUCCCCUUGGUAUUUUCACAAGGUGAAGGAGGAGAAUUUGGGAACCGCGUUCUCCCGCUCCUCCCUGCCAAAAAGGGGGUGAGAGGAGGUGGUCGGACCGUGGAAAGCUAAGAGUGGGAUUCAUCCAGGCUCAUGCAAUAACCUUUUGAUUUUUUUUCAAAAAGGAGACUCCCUCGGCAAGAUGGCAGGAUAAGGGGUCUUCAUUCCCAAUUUCUCACAUUAGCCGAUUCGAGGGCUCCUUGUGGUGGGAUCAGAAAUAAUCCAGAGUGUGGGAAAGUGACAGUUAAAACCCCACCUGGAGCAAAUAAAAAAACAUACAAAACGUACUGGUGCUUUCCUGUCUAAGUCGCCUUUUGUGUGUUCUUUUAUGAGGCCCUCACCAUCCACCCUCUGUGCACAAGGCGGCUUCUGGCCCCUGGAAUGUGAUGUUUUUGGUCAUCUCCAAAGGCUGCAGUUUUAUACUGGGAGGCUGAUGACACCUUUUGUUAUAAUUAUUAUUAUGGUUCUGGUUAUAAUUAUGUUUGUUUUCAGAUUUUCUUUGAGAAAACAAAAACCCAACCCCCCUCCCUUUCGGUUUCAAACCAAGGUGCGGGGAGCAGGGUGCUUCUGAGUUAGUGGUGGCCCUGGUGCCCUGGCUCCCCACCCCUCGGGCCAGGUGGGCCACCGGGCGCAGCGACAGCCAGGCGGCCAGAGGAGUCCCCGAGGCCGGCCUUCCGGGCGCGUCCCUCUUCUCUUCUACUCCCCUCCUCUCGAGUCCCGGGUGUCAGGGCUGGAGGGAGGACCGGGCCAUCUCUCUCCUCGUGUGUAUGAUUGGAGUGGUGUGUAUUUCUUUUCUAGUACUUGGUCUGAUGAUAGCUGUGCUCUUCGUUGGAGCCAGCAGCACCUGGAGCCCCCGAGUGCACUGACACCUCCUACCGAGGCGGGCAGCCUGGCGUUGGCGGUAGGCAGGGACAGCAUUGGUGGCUCCAGGGUGAGGGCCCAAUGGGCAGAUGCUUGCCUGGAUAGAUGGGGUGUAGAUAUGUGGCAUAUAGAGAUAUAUAUUUUAUAAUGGGAGGGGGGAUGGCACCUCCUGGGACUGGCAGGGCUGGGAGGUGUGCUGUCAAGCACAUGGUCCCGAGUUCGCAUCCCUAGAAAGAUAGGGCCUACGGUGAUAGGCGCUAUAUAAAUACAUAGAUAGGGUCACGUAUAAGAAAUAUUAUGUAGUGGGGAGCGGGGCAGGGGGGCUCAGGAUGCUGAGCCUCGGGUCCCACUGCAGACAAGCCCCACGCCAAUCAAUCAAUCCCACACGCAUACACAGGAACAGAAUUCUACCGAUGCAGAAUGGACGCGUGCACGCGCUCAUGCGUGCACACACACACACACACACACACACACACACAGCCAGGGGGCUCCCAGCGCCCUUCUCCCCAGGAUUCAGGACUUCGUGGCGUCGGCCCUGCAGCUCUUUACCUCUGUUGCCCUGAUUGCAGGUAGACUGUCAAUCCCAGAAGUUGCUAGGUGCUGAAGGCAGGAAAAGGAGGAGGUUUUAUUUUCGCAGGUGCUCUCCUCUAGCAGGUAGCGUUCUAUCUCUUUUGCCCCUGGUGAUGUCAAAAGAUUCUUCUGUUAGCAACCUGUGAUACUGACCUGCAACUCUAGGCACCAGUAAAGUCAGCCCUCGACUCCCCCUACCUAUUCUCCCCCAACCAAAAUAAAAUUGACAUCCAGGUCUGUCUCGGCCAAGGGGGCUUCCAUUGGAAAAAAAAAAAAAUGGGACAGUGAAAUUCAUCAUUUGAAUAAAGCAAAUUAAUAAUUGGUGACAAAACUAAACCAAGGCUUUGAAUCCCUUGCUCGUUGCUCAGGAGUCCGCGCACAGCUGGUGGCCGUGGUCUCCUGUUCCUUUUAGAGGUGCUUGGUCCUGGGCCUCAAGCUACUAUUUUUCCUUGUCAGAUUGGUUUUUAAAAUCACAGCCAGUUGCUUCCUGCCGGCUCUGUGACACGGUGGCAGGUGGCGAUGGUGGGCCCCCCUGGGGCUGGAGCAGCUAGGAGGGGGGAUCCGUCCGCCCCUCCCUCGUUGGAAUCCCUGUACUAAAUCGUGGUGCUUGCCCGUCCCUUCCUCCAGCCGGGCUCCAUCCUCCUGGCCUGGAGUUCACCAGCACCACUCCAGGAGGGCUGUGGGGAGGAGGGCUGCCUCAGGCAGUCCAAGGUGCUCCCUCCCCCACUGGCCAACACUAAGGUCUUUGCAGUCCCCAGCGUCAGGACCGUCUCUUCCGGGCCUUUCUUCUGCAAACAGACUUACCGGCUCUCUCGGCCCUCCUAGGCUUUUCGUCCACUGCUUACGCGAAGGGGUUUGCCUUUCCCGAUGGCCCAAGCUCCACCCAGGGGGUCGGUGUGGGGAUAGAAACUUGGCAGCCAUGGAUGUGGCAAAGCCUGAGGGCUUAGUGUGGGCCAGCCAGCUUGCUCGGAGGAGGCCUGGCUUUUGUGGGUGAUAACCUAAGAGCACUUGUUCCUCCUGGUCUAGCAACCUGACUAGGCCCCGGAACGGGCCAGAUGACAGUUCACAAUCACCAGCUUUUCUUCCAGCCCAAGCCGUGGGCUUGGUCCCACAGUAGAAUUUGAGAGGGUGUAGGGGACCUUGGGGAUGUGCCAACUUGGCCAUGCCAGAUGCUCUCAGUCUACUUCCAGCCCCAGCAGGGGCGCUUCUGGGGACACGUAUCUGGUCGCUUUCUAAAGGAGGGCUGUGCUUUGGCUGAGGCGGGGUCGUGCGAGGAUUAAGGUGGGGAUCGUUACGCUUGCUGUGGGCGAAGCCGAGGGUAGAGGCACGGAGCGGAGAAACCAGGAGGGCCUAGGGAAAAUUCUGGAAUAUGUCCCCAGUGGGAUCUUCUUUGUAACGAAAUGUACCCCUGGAAACCAGGGCUUCUAGGGACUGAGGAGGAUGCCUCCCCGUUUGUUGCAGGUGCCAAGUAGAAGGUGGUGCCAAAGAGAUUGGUGGCUUUUGUCCGGGGGAGGUAGUCGGGGGCCUGUGCCAGGGUCACAGAGCCCUUGGUCGCCUGUCUCAGGAGGAGGUGAGUCUCCCAGCAGGCGGCUGCUGAGCCCUGUGGGCCUCAAGCUGGCUGGUGCUAAGCCCCUUCCCUGUGGGCUGACUAGAGAACAGUAGGCUGAGGAAGCAGCAGGUGAGGACCAGGGGGGAGAGGGGUCUCGCGGUCAGUACAUGACGACAUGAGUGCAUUACUAUCUGUUUUUCUCUCUAGACCCCAGAACUUUCCUGCUACUGAACAUUCUUCUAGAAAGCAAACUUCCCCAAAGAGCAUCCAGGACCUCUUAGCUUUUGAGACAGGCCUGGGAGUGGUUGGCUGGUGGAGAUGCCCCUGGGAGUCUUGGUGAGUCGCUAGGGUGCGGAUUGGGACAGCAGGGAAGGCUGCUGGACCUUGAACUGGGCUAAUGAGGCCCGGCUCCCCCUCCGUCCCUCUUUGCUGGCAGCUCUGGGAGAGCCUACAUGGGAAUACCCGCCACGUCCGGCUCAGGAAGGUCUGUAGCAGGAGCAAGGGAAGGAAGGUGUCGGUGGAGCCGUCUGGGAAAUGUUCUCCAGGAAAACCGCAGUCAGUAGUCUUCCCGUGUUUGGUGAUCUAAGCGUAGGUAAAGCAGAUCUUGGAGGAGGUUUCGAAUUCCUGACGCUGUUCUGCUUGGCCAGAGUUGCUGUGGCACCGGGGUCUUUCAGAGGAGUCAUUUUUAGGAAACUUGCAGGAUCCCCCUCUGUGGGGUUAGGGCUGUGGGACCUGCCUGGCACUGUGAUCUGAGAGAGCUGGCAGUUUCCUUUGGUCAGAGAAACAGCAGACCCAGGAUUCUGGCGAGAACAGCAUUUCUAGCCAGGCCCCAUGUUGAUCCCAGGAGGUGAGGAAUCUGAAUUUGUCUCUCCGCUCGCUCCCAGUGCUUGCGAUUAGAGGUGACACUGGAGUUGUCCUUGGCAGGAAAGGCUUUCCUCCAGCACAGGCUUGGGGGUGGGGGCGAGGGGAGGGGGGCGGGGUUGCCGAGGACUGGCCUGGAGCUAGCAUGGCCCUGCCGGCCUUUCCAUGCUGAGGCAGGGGUUAACUCCAAAUGUGUGCAGGACCUGGGAGGAAAGAGGAGAGAUUAAUGGAAAAGAUAGACUGCACGGUUCUCACAGAAGCUCUCGAAUCUUUACGUUUUGGUAAAGGAAGCCUGGGGGUCUUUGGGAGGCAAGGGCAGCCCCUCUUGUCCCUGGGUGUCCUCAGAGACCUGGCUGAGAUGGGCCUUUGCUUGGUGACCUCUGGCUCACCACCGACCCUGGGCAGUCGAGUUUUGGGGGUGGGAGAAACCAGGAGUGAGGACAAGGACGGAAGGGCCCUUUGCUCGUCGUGACUCUGCCCGAACGGAGGCCCACGGACUCCUGGAACUCUGGUAACUGGAAAACUCCCCCGUUCUGCUCUGCCCGAGGGCCGUGGGAGAGCGGCUUUCCCCGACCCCAGUCUGGCCGGCCUCCAGCCCGGCGCCUGAGGAGCUGAGCAGGGAUCGAAAGCCUCGCCCCGUAGUCCCAUUUCACUUCCCAGACCGAUUCGGCUGCACAGCUCUAGAAUUCACCAACCAACCAAAAUGCCGAAAUUUCUUAGAAUACGCAGAGGGAGGAGGUGACUCAACAAGGUGCUAAAACAUUUUAUUAAAAAUAUAUAUUGUUAAAUUAA